GGCUUUUCCCAUAAUAAAUAUGGCACAAAAGGUGCACCCAAAAUUUUCAAUGAACCCACAAGCCCCAGAUAAACCUGAAAAAAAUUACCCAACAGAAAAGCUAGCCAGCAGGAAGUUUCCGAUUCAGCCGUUCAAGAGCGACUCCACCUGCGCAACAACAUAGUUCCCAAAAAUCACAAUGGUUCCGAGGAGGGUGCUGCCAAAUUCGGCCAAGCAGGCUUCGAUAAACGCAUAUCAGCAGUUGUGGCAUCGACAGUUUGUCCGAGCACCUUUGGUUGCCUCGAUGCCGGAGUAUUGGCAUUCCGUGUGCAACAAAAUGGGUGGCGCCAUGCCCCGCAUGGCGGUAAUUGCUCCGCCGGAAGUGAGCAGCCGGAAAUUGAGUCGUCUUCGUCGUCAGCUGAUAAAAGCGCCCGGGGAAACCGUUCCGAUGCACAGCUUCAUCCCCAAUUAUGGUCUACAGCACCAUCCGCAAAGGCAGUUUCAAAGAGGCUAUCAGAACGCAGGAAAUAGAAGUUGUCCAAGUCAGAGUCCUACCAAGGCGGCUCUUAUGAAGCCAGGUUGCAUCUUGGCGGCCUGCCAAAACCAGGCCUUCAGAAAUUUAGCAGCACCAAAAAAAGUUUCACCCACGGCACCGCAGCAACAACCACAUUUCAUUCAGGGAAGCUUUUUCGACCAUCCUGGAGCAGUAAGUCCAAUGCAAUGGCAACAUCAGCAGUAUCUAGUGCAGCAGCAACACACGCAAUUUCUACUGGAACAACAACAGAAGGCAGUUCCUGCUGGUAUUUUAAAGAACUCUUCAAAAAUUGGAUUUGGCCGACACUACGGAAGUGAUCAUCAGACCUUCAGUCCGCAUAAAACGAAAAGAGUGACGAUCAAAGGCACAGCGGACCCACGUACCAGAUACCAAGAACCUAUAGUGGAGCAAAUAAAACUCAAACCCGAUAGUCCUCCAAAGCCAAAAAGGACAGUGAAGCUAAAUGCACUGAAGAAAGAACGACAGCAACUGCAGCAAUUGCAACUACAACAUGAGCUUCUGAAGCAGCAUCAGGCUAUGCUAAAUCAGAAAGAUCAAGGGAAGCUCCAGCAUAAAGAGAAUCUCCAUCAGAAACAGCUCUUGCAAGUCCAAAACCAUUUAAGGAAACAACACCGGAAGAGCCUGCUUCAACUAGAUCAGUCCAGGAGCUUUAACUUCGGCAAAUUUGUAAACCAUUUUAUAGAAGGCUGUAGCAGGGAUUCUGAUACAGAAACGUCUAUGUAUUCGGCUGCGAAUUCCGAAAUAAAAUCAGAAAGUUCGCAAAACAGGACGCAGGACCCCAAGCAAUUUGGGAGCUCAAAGGCGAAGAGCUUAUCCUGUGAAAAGUUCACACAGGAGAGUAACAAACUUGAAAAGUCUGAGGCCCCAAAGAGGGAGGGUAAGGCAUCUUCGAGGGGCUUUCUUGAUCGUCAAGCCGGAAGACAGGAGUUGGGAAACGAUAGCACGAUAACUCUAACCACAGAGCAAAAUCAGUCAACUCAAUUUCAAAGUCGCACAACUUUGACUGACAAGGCCACAAACACCAAGUUGGACCCUCUCAGUGGUCUUCUUAAACAUGGACCACAAAAAGCUAUAUCAGCCACUUCAGCAACUAGUAAGGGAUCGAGAAAACUAAACAUCAAUGAGCUGUUGAGAAAUGAAAAAGUGAAAGGACUGGAUGGCAAUCCCAUGUGGAACUCGCUUAUGCAACUGGUAGCCCACCUGUGUGAGGCCAAGGAAAGUGAGAAGGGAGAUAAGGAGCAGAAGAGUCGUUUGAGGGCAGGAUCCGGUGCUGACGGGCUUCAGAAGCAGUUUUCCGUGUACUUGAUGGUUACCUCCGACGAGGAGGACGAGGACUGGAGUUCCGUCAAACCGAAAGUUGAGCACUCAAGCAGUGAUCCAAAAUUGGCGAGCAAUGACGGGAUUCUUGAGUACGUCAAGCGCUGUGACAAUGUAUACCAGACAGAGCAUCCCAAACAAGGACGCCGCAGACUUUCGAGGAAAAGGUUAAAUCCCCGGCUGCGUGAUCUUUCCAUUCCGUACACCACAACGCAGACUCAGCUCCCGAUGAGAAGACCCCUUCACUGGCCCAAGCCCGAUUAUUCUAAGCCACAAUGUCGUCCGAACCGCACCCGCUACCCAUCUCGUGCUCGCUCCCGCUCCUCGACGAAACAGGCGGUAAGGUUGCGAAGCCAGAGAUCCAUAAGAUCAGCACUCGACGAGAAGCGUAGCUGGCAAUUUCGAGGAACUAAACUAAAGGAAAGUGUGUCUUUCACUGGUUUCGGGUCUCAUUUUGUUGGCUUGACCCUCAUACCGGAAAGGAGAAGGAGGGCUUCAGGCGGGGACUGCGAUUACAAUAUACUGCGCAAUCCGUUAGUCGUGCGGAGUGGUGAGAUUCCAGAUCAGGGAGAGAGCGCUCCCAGCUGUCCAUAUCGGGGACCCUAUCAGGGGCAGAACAAUUGCCAACAGGCCCCCGAACCGUAUUGUAACCUGAAUUAUGAGCGUUGUGAACCCGCUCAGUAUCAGACCGGAUAUCAUGACCAUAUCCAGCCUCAAAGCUAUGCAUCGCCAGGCAAUCAAUGUUAUGUGCCACCGGGUAGAACCCAAUCUCAGCCCAAGGAUCGAGGUGGAAAUGACUGUAGCAGCGAGCCGCCCUCUGGCAGAAGAGCUUACAGAACGCCCUCCUCUCACUAUAUGGAAUACAGGGAGUUCCAGCAAAGUCCCAAGAAAAAUCCUGUCUUGAACAGACCACAAUAUAGUGACUCUCCCGCGGAAAACCCCAAUCGGUUGCAAAGAAAGGAUCCAGAAUGUAGUUGUGAGCGCAGAUCUUCGCCCGAGAGACGUCAGUGCCAGAGAACACGUCGCUUACAGAAAAAGGAUUCUGAAUGUAGCUGUGAGUCUGAAUCUUUGGCGGAGAAACAGCCUGUCCAGAGGAGCAAUCGGUUGCAGAGAAAGUCCUCCGAAUGCAGCUAUGCGGCUGGAUCAUCGCCAAGAAGGCAGCAAGUCCGGAGAAGAAGCCCACCAGAUAAGAGCUAUAACCAGAGGAAACCGACUCAGGCGGCUCAUGCUUGCUCUGUUCGUUGUCACGCUCGGUCCCACGUUCCGGGAUCACCUCCGCCUCCCACCCCCAAGAGAAGGUGUCUAGCCGCCACGCCACCACCCACUUGUAGAAAACCUGCACCCAGAACUAGAUCAACGAGUUCCUCAAGAAAAAGCAAUCAAAGGAAAUGUAGUGCCUGCAAUCGCUAUUCCGAUGAAGAAAGCGGUGAACCUACCGAUUACGUGGAGGGCAGUCGUUCCCGGACUGAGGUCCUUAGGAAUCCCUUGGUGCAGUCGCGCUCCAGUUGCGAGUGCAACAAUAAUCUGCCACACGAAAGCUACAGUGAAGACUAUCCAGUCCAGCGGAGAGCACGAUCUGCGAGUUGCAGAAAACCCAACCCUGAAGGUCGAAGUGGUUCCCGGAAGGGACCACCGGUCUGCUCCAAUGAAACCCUGGUGGAAAAACCAGUACAGAGCUAUCGUUUCAAUUGCCCAGAGAACGGAAAAUGCGCAUCAUGCCGAGAACUUUGCCCGAAAUGCCACAAGGUGCAGCCCCAAAAACAGAGAAGUGCGUCAGCAAAGAGAUAUGUCUCUUCGGUGGCACAGAAAUGCUGCCCCAUGUGCGGACUACUGCCCAUGAUGCCGAAUAUUUCCAUACCGGACGUUGCGAGUAGCAACCGCAUUAUCUACAAGACUCUGGGGCUAUGUCGACCCAGGAAAGUGCCCAAGACUAGGUACGAGCUGACCAUUUGCUGCAAGAAGCGUUGCCAGGGAGGCCGGAACUCUCACUACAUGACUGGCACUGUUGCUACGAGCCUAAAGAGAAGGGCUAAGGCGGUGAUGAUGGGAGGCAACCCGGUGGCGCCAUUACGGACGUCAAGCCUCAGACAAGGUAUCAGACAGUCUUCUACCCCAGCUCAAAAUGUGCCCAGUCAUUCGCAGACAACGGGGCACAAAAGGAUCCAGAGUAGAGUGGGCCCUUCCUAUUCUGACCAAGAUCGGGCAAGUCCAUCCACCUCCGGUCAGCAGCGUGAAAGACCAGCUGCCACCCCGCAGUUUAAAACGCGUUCUCCCUCCGCAAACUUGGUCCAAAAGUCUGAAAGGAGGGACACCGAGAGAGAAGUAACUCCUUCGCAGCAAAGCACUAGGGCUGUAUCGCCAAUUGUAGAGAUACAUAGUUCCUCACGACAUCAUGAGACCUAUAGGGAUUCUUCCCAUCCUAAGGAACAGUCGCAUUCCCUCAGAGCUCAAUCGGAACCAGCCCCUUCCCAUCGAGCUGAACCAGCACCAUCGAAUAGGUCUAGGCCUGUUCCCCCAGACAUACCAGCAGCUUAUUCAGCUCCCGCCUCAAUGGAAGCGGAGGCAUCGGAACCCAGUCGCCGGGGAGCUUCCUACUUAGGAACCGAAUUGAAUCCCUUUUACAGAGGAAGCUUCCUCAAAGUGCGUUAUUCGAGGGACUCGUCUCAGAAUCGCUUGAGUCCAAUUCACCAAAGAGGGGAGAAGGUCCAGGACAUGCCUAAGGCGCGAAAAGCUUCGGGAAUGGGCCUGCCCAUGAAGUAUACCAGAUUAAGUCAACUACAAGCUUGGGUGUUUGGGGACCCCUUCGUGAAGGGAAACGACAAUUUGGGAACCUGGAGCUGGCGCCAGAUUUUUGGACGCGGUAAGAAGCGGACGGCCUCAAAGGAUAAAGCCGCCAAGCCAGUAGAAGCAAACGCAUAGGCCACGAGGAAGAAAAGGAAUGGUGCGGGUCACGGGAGUCAAACCGAUCUUUCGCAGGAUAGUCAUACCGAUGUCUGUCUCAAGGCUCGGCCUGUCCCCCAAAGCUCGUGUCCUGGUAGCCAGAAGGCCCCAGAGAAUAUGUACGUCCUGAAGAACUGUGAUCGAUGCCAGGAUUACACAGUACAACCGUGCAACGGUUGCAAGUGCCGUAAGAGGGUAACCCAAUGCGCCGGUGAGUGCGAUGUCUCGGAACAGGAUAAGUCGCGAUUGGAGUCACAGGAAAGCUUUCCGGAUGUGGUGACGUCUCAGACCAAGAUGACAGAAUCGUCGAAGUCUUCACUUGACCCAGCCUCGUAUCGCCGGAUGGGCGGCAACUGUCCCGUUUGCCAGCUUUGCGGACACGAAGAGAUUCGUCAGCCAGGUCAGAGUAUGUGUUGCACUUGCAAUGAGAAGAUCCAGGCGGCCGUGGAUAACUACUAUGUUCAGUGCCAAGGACAAUGUCAGCCAGCAGGACGGCCGUGUCCUUAUCGACAGGAUCAGCCCCCGCCUCAGUCACAUGGACAAUGGCAACAGUUGAACGGAUCCCCUUUUGGCUCCCAGCAGCAGGGUGAUCAGCCCUUCAAUAUCAUUGUGCUCCAAGAUUGCGACAAUCAUGCCCUUAUCGACCAGUUGACAGCUGCCAUUAAUCGUGGAGGAGGUCAAACGCAUAUGCCCCUGCAAAACAACAGCUAUCCGAACGUCUAUCCCAACCAACCGAAUAGCUAUCAAAACAAUCCACUGACCGGCUAUAUAGAUUACGAAUACCUGGACCUCAAUCGCAAGGGGUACGGGUACGAGCCCGAAAGGGAGGACAGAUACGACUACGGUUACGACAUGGGUCCUUGGCCAAUGGAUCCCUACUACCCCAGGGAUGGAUUUGAAGAAGACGGGUAUCGCUCCAUCUCGUGCAGCAGUUACGACUGUCCCUCUAAGAAUGAUCGGAACCCAAAACAAGACUCCCGGGACAGUAAUCAGCAAAAGAAUCAGACGUACACAGAGAGUCAGUCUCCCGGCAACGGCCAAGCCAAUAGUGCGGCCUGCAACUGCAACUGCAAAGAUUUCGAGACCAAGGAUAGGCUGGCCUCGCUCAUUGCCCAGGCCCUAGAGAUCUUCAUUACUAGUAAUCGAUGCAGGGACGAUGAGGUCAAGGAUCAGGAGCAGAACCAAAAGAACGGAAAGGCCAAAAACCCAGGGAAAACGGCUAAAAAACCCAAGAAACGCGGUAAAAGAAGUAAGAGUGUGGAACCCACUGUAAAUUCCGUAUCGAAGAGUGCCGCAAAUGUGAAAGGGCAAAGCGUCUUGGGAACCGCAAGGAGCAGCAAAGCGAAACUUAGUGCGGUAUCCACUCCCUUUUCGAAGGUGAACUCCCUAGACAGUACCCUUUUGAAGGUCACCAAGCAUGUGGCACACCCCUUGUCGAAGGAUUCCUCGCUCCGCAUGGACUCCAACGCCGAUACGGUCAGUGCGGGCUCCCGCAACAAGGAUCGUUUCGAGAAGCCCCCUUUCUUUCUGCCCAACUGCGAGGAACAUCGCUGCAAGAACGACUGCAAGGGCAUUUGCUCGCGGAAGCCCCAUGACUGCGGCAAGGGCUGCAAGUCCGUCUGUCAAGGACCCUGUUCCAAGUCGGGAGGUGGCGAUGGACGCAGUCGCAGCCGAGCAUCCAAAAACAAACGACCCCAACAGCGGCACACCCGCUGCCAGCAGUGCAACCAGGGUGAAGGUCGCCAGUGGCAGGAAGUGGGAGGGACCGCGGACUGUCCCGACGGCGCAAAUGCCGGUGGCGCCAAUAUUCCACCUGGAUGUUCUGGUUGCGGGGGAGGCCAGGAUCGAAGCAAAGGGGUCGGGAAGGAUCGAAGUACAGCCGGCGGCAAGAACACCCUUCUGGGCCUCAGCCCCAUUGCCCACUACAGACCUGGAAUGCUGAAGUUUCCCGUGAAUUACCUCCUGGCGGGAACGAACUUUCGACGAAGGCUCGUUCGCACUGCCGCCGGAGUGACGUUACACCAGAAGCCCUACGUGGACAUGGUCGAUGCCCAGGAUCUACCCAGCUUCCCCUGCCGCAAGAGAGGUGGAUGUGCAGACUAUGAAACGCCCGCCAAGAAGUGGCUCUGAGCUCCGGAACGCGUCCCCGAGUGUUAUGCACUGUAGGGAAUCAAAGGCCUAUGAGGGUGUCCUUCGAUCUUUAAAGUGCAUAAGUUUGCUCGGUGGACGCUCAGUGGCUUAUAGUUUUAGUUCUCAAAAUUUUCAAGUAUAUUCACCAUUUAUGCAGUAUUUAACAGGUGCAAUAAGCCAGUCAACAAUGAACCCCAAAAUAA
Drosophila biarmipes is the source of this 7125-nucleotide messenger RNA. RefSeq lists its product as uncharacterized. The record is from RefSeq and is a predicted model, not a curated record. The transcript is spliced from 7 exons. NCBI's taxonomy places the organism in Eukaryota, Metazoa, Arthropoda, Insecta, Diptera, Drosophilidae.